AUGUCGACAAACCUUAUUGCUAGCGUGCAACAAUGUAUCACGACCGGAGAUGAUCCGAAUGACGCGAAAGCGAAAGAAAAAAUAGUGUUAACUAUAGAUUCCAGUUUAUUCGUGCAUAUAAAAAGUGAGUCAACUGCAAUGGGACUAUGGCAGAAGCUAAAAAAGCUAUUUGAUGAUAAUGGCUUCACGCGACGCAUCGGACUACUUCGUAACCUCAUAUCAAUUCGUCGUGAAAAUUGUGAUUCUAUGGCACAAUAUGCGACUUCAUUGUUAGAAACAAGCCAGCGAUUGAAUAACACAGGAUUCAAAAUUAGUGACGAGUGGAUCGGGUCUCGUAGCGUAUAA
This is a messenger RNA of Pieris macdunnoughi, 345 nucleotides long. NCBI's taxonomy places the organism in Eukaryota, Metazoa, Arthropoda, Insecta, Lepidoptera, Pieridae. The record is from the annotation of a GenBank genome assembly.